CUUCGAUAUCCCGCUUGCAUCGAGCUCACUUCUCUAUAACUUACUCCUUAGAACCGAUACCCAUUUUCCAAUAAUACUUAAACCCCAGUUGAAAUGAAACUAUCUGAUAUCAUCCUUUUAUUGGCACCAGCGGCUGCUUUAGCCAAUCCGCUUAAUCACGUUCAUGCUAAGCGUGACGCUCGACCAGUUGUUGUUACCGUUUACGAGACUCAAUUGGUAAAGGUUUCCGUUGGCAGCAGUCAAAUAUUAGAGAUGGGCCUUACCUCUCUGUCUUAUUUUUCCUCCAUGUCAAAUGUUUUAAGUUCUACUACUCCAACAACUUUAGUCACUUCAGUCGUAGCAACUGGUUCAAGCAUCAAGGCUUCCGACAAUUCCUCCACCACUGUUUCUACUGAAACUGGUGUUGCCGCUUAUGCUGUCAAGGGUAAGGGUAUCACGUACUCUCCGUACGCCGAUGACGGUUCCUCGAAAGAAAUAGACUAUGGUACUUGA
This is a messenger RNA of Babjeviella inositovora NRRL Y-12698, 492 nucleotides long. RefSeq lists its product as uncharacterized. The record is from RefSeq and is a predicted model, not a curated record. Bases 94 to 492 code for a protein of 132 amino acids. NCBI's taxonomy places the organism in Eukaryota, Fungi, Ascomycota, Pichiomycetes, Serinales. The transcript is spliced from 2 exons.